Prunus armeniaca (apricot) is the source of this 633-nucleotide messenger RNA. Lineage: Eukaryota; Viridiplantae; Streptophyta; Magnoliopsida; Rosales; Rosaceae. The record is from the annotation of a GenBank genome assembly.
AUGAUCAGCACUAUCAGCGGAAGCCCCACUCUGGCCAGACCAUCUAACCGAUCGGUAAAGCAGUACGUACGGGCUGCGCACUACCCUCAAGUCUUCGGCAUAGACGCCGACCGGCAUCGCAAGGUUCCAAGGGUAGGGUGGGAGCCCAUCACGUUUUGCGAAGAGGAGGAAGAAGGGAUCCUUUACCCUCAUGACGACCCGAUGAUCAUUCGAGUUGAAAUCACUGAUUACGAUGUCGGAAGGGUACUGAUCGACAUUGGAAGCUCGGUAAAUGUGAUUUUUUCUGAUGCCUUCAGAGGAUUGGGAAUUGCCGACAGCAUGGUCAAUCAGCAAAUAACAUCUUUACUUAGUUUCUUCCGGGACCUGGUCCAGCCAGUCGGCAGUGUCAGGCUGCCCAUCGCCUUCGGUGUUGCCCCUCAGAAAACAGUGAUAUAUGACCAGUUCCUCAUCGUGGACUACCCAACGACACAACGUCAUCAUCGGACGAACGACACUUACCAGAAUCAAAGCUCACCUGUCCCCCCACAUAUUGUUGAUGAAGUUCCCAACCUGCAACGGUACUGGCAUUAUCCGAAGAGACCAACUCAGCGCGCGGACGUGCUAUGGGGCUAUCGAUCGGUAGCGGGCCAAUAG